AUUCCCGUCGGCUGCAGGGGCGAAGGGAAAGGGGGCUGGGGAGAGCAGGCGGAAUUUGUCCUCUGCUCAGUUCUACAUGAUUUGGAAAGCGCGAUGGUACACGUACCUACGUCUUCAACCCGGAAGAAGGGAGAAAAAGUUUAACCCCGUCGCGCCAUCGGUAGCCACCCCGCUCACACACCCUUCUGGGCCUCGGUGAGUAGCUCAGGGACGUCCUCGCGCCCCCUCAGCCUGCGGGGCGGUUGGAGGCAGCGGCGGCUGCGCGUUGAGCAGCUUCCUGCCGUAGGGCUCGAGCCUGUCUGCCGCUGGGACCGCUGGAAAGAUGCUGAGAAAGUCAAUAAGGCUGAUCUCUAAGAGCCAUAAGCUGGACCUAGGGUGCUUUCUGCCUGUGGGCACCAGGGCAUCACAAAGCAUUGCUGUCAGUUUGGAUGCCCAGGUUCCCGAUGAAAAAUCCAGAGCCAUUUCUCGAACACAAGAGAAUGACCCAGCCAAGCAUGGGGAGCAGCACCUGUGUCAGCAUUACAGCAUUCCCCUGGAGGAAUUGAAGACUAUUUUGCCACACGGACUUCCCCCUCAUUUUGGAAUGCAGGUGAAGACCUUCAAUGAAGCCUGCCUAAUGGUGCGGAAGCCAGGCCUAGAGCUCCUGAACUAUUUGAAAAACACAAAUUUUGCCAACCCUGCUAUCCGAUAUGUCCUCUUUGGAGAAAAGGGCACAGGAAAAACUCUUACUCUUUGCCAUGUGGUUCAUUUCUGUGCAAAACAGGACUGGUUGAUAAUGCACAUUCCAGAUGCUCACCGUUGGAUGAAAAAUUGUCGGGAUCUUCUUCCUUCGGUCUAUAACAAAGAACGUUAUGAUCAACCUCUACAAGCCUCAACUUGGCUAAAGAAUUUCAAAACCUCAAAUGAGCGGUUCUUGAAUCAGAUCAAGAUCCAACAGAAGUACAUCUGGAACAAACGGGAAAGCAUAGAGGAGGGCAGACCCCUUGGAGAAGUAGUUGAGCAGGGCCUAACUCGAGUGAAAAGUGCCAGUGAUGCUGUCGGGAUUGUGAUGAAAGAGCUAAAGAGGCAAAGUUCUUUGGGCUCCUUCCGCCUUCUGGUGGCAGUGGAUGGAGUCAAUGCUCUCUGGGGGAAGACCACACUGAAAAAGGAAGAUAAAAGCCUGAUUGCCCCAGAGGAGCUAACACUUGUUCACAAUAUGAAGAAAAUGGUGACAAAUGAUUGGCAUGGAGGCGCUAUUGUGGUGAGUCUGAGCCAGACUGGCUCUCUUUUCAAACCAAGAGCUGCUUAUCUGCCCCAAGAUUUGCUAGGAAAGGAAGGUUUUGAUGACCUAGACCCCUUUAUUCCCAUCCAAGUUCAUAAUUAUACCCCAAAAGAGUUUGAAAGUUGUUUCCAGUAUUAUUUGGAAAACAGGUGGCUUCAGCACAAAAAAGCUCACACAGAAGAAGGGAAAAAGGAGCUGCUUUUCCUUAGUAACUCAAAUCCCUGGCAACUAGAACGGCUCUGUGCUUAUCUAUAAAGCAUGUCCAUCUCCACCAGGCCCAGCGCUAGGUAUGUGUGGGUCAGAACCCAAAGGGAAAGUCUUCCUCCAGAGACACCAAGUUUCUUUGACUGGACAGAUCCCAGGGCUUAGAGUCCAAACAGGCCUCCUGAGCUCAAGGAAGAGUCAUCAGGUGGCCAGAAUUCCUACUGAAGUUAUUGCAGCAAUGAAGAGGCCAUUCUUUGUCUCGUCGCUUGUGUCAGUAUGUGAACAUUAAACAUGGGUAUCAGUA
Molecule: messenger RNA, 1769 nt
Organism: Monodelphis domestica (gray short-tailed opossum)
Lineage: Eukaryota; Metazoa; Chordata; Mammalia; Didelphimorphia; Didelphidae
Gene: DAP3
Product: death associated protein 3
Biological process (GO): apoptotic process
Cellular component (GO): mitochondrial small ribosomal subunit; mitochondrial ribosome
Molecular function (GO): structural constituent of ribosome
Source: RefSeq, a predicted model, not a curated record